Molecule: messenger RNA, 422 nt
Organism: Passer montanus (Eurasian tree sparrow)
Lineage: Eukaryota; Metazoa; Chordata; Aves; Passeriformes; Passeridae
Product: outer dense fiber protein 3-like
Exons: 4
Cellular component (GO): cytoskeleton
Source: RefSeq, a predicted model, not a curated record
GUGACUACACCACGGAUCCUGCCAACAAACACGUCUACCAUAGCGCACCAGCGAAUAGCCUGGCGUCUCGGCCCAAGGACCUAAAAGGUUUCCGAACACCAGGUGACUACAUCACAGAUCCUGCCAACAAACACAUCUACUAUACUGCACCCACGAGUCUCAUGAUGUUCCGGCCCAAGGACUUUAAAAGGUUCCGAACACCAGGUCCUGGCACCUACACCUUGCCCAGGGUUCUGGGACGACACACAGCAUACACUCAUGCUGAACCAUGCUGCAUCAUGAUGGGGAAGAGUAAAUACCAGAGCUGUUUUCAAGACGUGGCAAAGACACCAGGUCCUGCAGCAUUUGAUAGGGUGGAUCUGGACGUCUACAAAACCAGGGCUCCCAAGUACUCAAUGGGACUAAAAACCAAAUUUGCUGGG